This is a messenger RNA of Folsomia candida, 1869 nucleotides long. RefSeq lists its product as uncharacterized. The transcript is spliced from 9 exons. Gene Ontology annotation, molecular function: protein dimerization activity. Lineage: Eukaryota; Metazoa; Arthropoda; Collembola; Entomobryomorpha; Isotomidae. The record is from RefSeq and is a predicted model, not a curated record. Bases 1 to 1869 code for a protein of 622 amino acids.
AUGACAUCACAACUCAACCCUGGCGAUGGCGAAGCUGUCCACAAGGAACAAGAAAUCGUGGAUCUUGAGCAUGACUCUGGGAGAGAUUCCAAAAAACCUAAACUCGUAAAACAAUCAGGUUUUGAAAAUUUGCCGAAGUUCCGUUUCUUCUUUGAGAAGCAGUUCAGCUACCUUGGACAUUCAAUUAAGUCCCAAAAGUUCUUUUCAACUUGUAAAAAGUGCACCGAAGCUGGUAAAAAAAGUCGAGUUUACUCAUUUAAUGAGAGUAACUUUAAAGUAAACGGAAAUCGUCAUUAUAGAAACUCACAUAAAGAUGUGGCUUUGGAAAUUGAAAUCCCACGAGAAAAUCAUAAGAAUCUGCAAGAUUUGGUCUCCGUUGAUGGGCUACCUUUCAGUUUUGUUAAUGGGCUAGGAUUCAGGAACUUUGUAUCGGACCUUAAUCCACGAGUUAUAGUUCCUGACCGAGUGACCUUGGCAAGAAAAUUAGCAAACACGGUCAACAAGAUUAUAAAACCUAAAAUUAAAGAUCCACUCAACCAUGUUCAGGAUUACAAUGUUCACAUAUCAUCUGACAUAAAGAAACAAAACCGGACAUGGAAAUUGGUGUCAAACGUCCUUUCAGCCGUGCAAUUUAAUGAGCGCCACACUGGAGAAAAUAUAAAGCACAAAUUCCAGCAAUCUCUAAACUCGUUAGGAAUUAACACGACCAAGAUCGGUUAUCUUGUGACUGACGGUGCUAGCAAUAUGGUGUGCGGCUUCAAGAAUUGGACCGAGGAGGCUGAAAAUCUUAUGACGGAUGAAGACGAUUCAGCUAUCGACCUUGAAGACGAUUCACAACCGGAAGACUCUGAUAUUAGUGAGAGCUCUGAGGAUGAAGAGGAAGAAAGUAAUGCAGAUGAUGAAGUCACUGUAGCGACGCCAAAUAUUACAAUUGGUGAAAAAGUCAGGAUUUCUUGUUAUGCACAUACCUUGCAAUUAGUUAUCAAAGACGUCAUUGGAAAAGGCGGGAGACCUAAAGAAGUUCUGGAUUGUGCUUUCAAAAUUGUAAAGUAUUUCAUGCGGUCGAAUUAUUGGAGAAAGCGACUUAAAAAAGUCGUGGGCAAAGUGUUGAUAAAGCCAGCUGCUACUCGAUGGAAUUUUAUUUACUAUGAUAAAGUGUACGGUGAGGUUUGUAAUCUAAUAAGAGAAGCCAGCACUUGUCCCAAGAAGCCAAAAAAUCUGCCACCCACACCAAGCAUCGAGCCGCAAGAAAAAAUGAUCGAAAUAAAAAAUCUCCUGAAGCCAAUAUGUGACGCAACGAAUAAACUUCAAGGUGAUGGGGUAACCAGUAGUUUGAUUUACUACUCGAUAGUCAAUGCAUUUAAUGAAAUUGCUAAAACUCCAACUACACGAUUCACUUGUAUGAAAGCACAAUUACUGGGUGGACUGAAAAAUCGAUUCGAGAAAGCAAUAAAUAAUGACCCCCACAUUAUCCUGAGUGCUUUGUUGGACCCUCGUCAAAAAUCCGACGUGUUUAAAAUCAAACCUGCCGUGUAUGGAACCAGAAGCCUUGAAACUCCUUCAAUUGACAAGGUCACUGAUAUGCUCAAGUCAUAUUGCAAGGAAGAUCCUUCGGCUGAAGCAGCAUUACACACAUUUCCUGAAAACGAAGAUAACGACGACGAUCCAUUUUCCAUGCUGCCAAGGAUUGUCAAUUCGAGUACUACUGUCUCUCAUGAAGUAGACAAAUAUUUAGCUCUACAAAGAGAACCGUCAAAAUCCGAUCCACUAGAAUUUUGGGCUAAAAACGAAACCAGCUUUAAAGAAUUGUCAAAUUUGGCCAGUCAAGAUCUUGCAAUUCCGGCAUCAACGGGCAGUGUAGAAGUGUAG